Wallemia ichthyophaga EXF-994 is the source of this 4155-nucleotide messenger RNA. Its product is annotated as Salicylaldehyde dehydrogenase. The coding region runs from base 1 to 4155 and encodes 1384 amino acids. Gene Ontology annotation, molecular function: DNA binding; succinate-semialdehyde dehydrogenase (NAD+) activity. The transcript is spliced from 6 exons. The record is from RefSeq and is a predicted model, not a curated record. NCBI's taxonomy places the organism in Eukaryota, Fungi, Basidiomycota, Wallemiomycetes, Wallemiales, Wallemiaceae.
AUGACACAAAUAACUCAAAGUGCCAAUUUGAUUGAGAACUGGAUCGAUAAUGCUGCUGUGAAGGGUUUCGGUAGUGGUGUGUUCCCUGUGGUGCAUCCAAACACCCACGCCAUUCCACACAGCGUCGUCUCUGCUUCUGACAGCGAUAUCGACAACGCCCUACAUUCAUCCCUCACAGCGUUCAAAUCCUGGAAGAAAACUACACACGACGAGCGCAGAGACGUUCUCCUUCGAGCUGCUGCUAUACUCAAGAGUAGAUCCGAGGAAAUGUACGAAGCAUACGCUUCUGAACUCGACGUCGACCACCACUUUGUCGAGUUCCUCGUCUCAAUCACCUCCUCGAUGAUGGAAACUGCAGCGAGUUUGAUAAUCCCAGCGCUUACAGGGGAGUGUCCACCCACUAAGCGUGCCAAUGAGGCCCUCUACUUGUGCGAAAGGGAGCCACUCGGAGUGUGUCUCGCUCUCGCGCCCUGGAACGCUGCACCUAAUCUAUCCAUACGCGCGAUUAUUAACCCCCUCGCAGCUGGAAACACAGUAAUAUUCAAGACAAGCGAUAUCACACCCAAAACUCACUUCCUCUGGGGCGACAUAUUUAGAGAGGCGGGGCUGCCAGAUGGAUGUCUUAAUAUUUUGCACUCCUCGAGAGAAAAUGCUCCUUCAGUGACUCAGAAUCUCAUUGCUGAUGACAGAGUUAGGCAUGUGUCUUUCACUGGCAGCACCAGUGUAGGGAAGGAGAUAGGAAAAUUUGCAGGGCAUCACCUCAAACCGUGUCUACUGGAGCUUGGCGGGAAAUGCCCGGUGCUCGUCCUCGACGAUGCCGAUCUCGACAAGGUUGUCCAGCAGUCCUUCUUCCAUGCAUGGGUGAAUGCGGGACAGAUAUGCAUGGCGACAGAGCGAGUUAUUGCGGGUGCCUCUACAUACGACAAACUCAUCCAGACAUACAAAGCGAACGCCCCACCGAACACGUCCUCAUCUGUAGCUAUGGCGGGUUCAUUCACGCGUAUUGUGGGGAUGGUGGAUGAUGCUCUGGUAAAAGGCGCAAAAGUGCUCGUAGGUAGCUGGCCACCGUCACCUGAAGACGUCGAGAGGUGCAAAAUACCAAACAUACUCCUCACAGACGCUACACCCGAGAUGUCAAUAUGGGACCAGGAGACAUUCGGUCCAAUUGCGCUGAUAUUAAAGGCGUGUGAGAAUGAGGAGGAUGGUGAAAGCGAAGACGACGCUAUCGUCAGAGCUGCGAACGCCUCCAGAUACGGCCUCGCUGCGUCCAUCUACUCGACCAAUAUCACCCGCGUGUUGAAACUGGCUAAAGAGCUCCAAGUCGGUCUGGUGCGUAUCAACGAAGGCACUAUUGGCGAUGAGGCUGUUUGUCCAUUUGGCGGAUGCAAGGAUACCGGGUUUGACAUACUCUAUUGCACUGUAAAGAAAGAAAAAUUAAGUGAAAAUUGUUUCAUUUCAUCCUUGAUUCCAUACCGUCAUCGUGGUUCUGAAGAUAAAGCAUGUCUGAUUUAUCACAACAGCAGUGAACUCAUGUUUAUCAUGCAACAACGACAGCUACAGAUGCAACAGGCGGCUGGAGUAGGCGUGGGCGUGGGCGUGGGAUCACAACAGCAGCAGCAGUCACAGCAGCCGCCUCAGCCGCCUCAACAAGCUCACACUCCUCGCACUCCCCAUACUCCCCAUACUCCCCACACUCCCCAGCAGCUCAACCACCAACUACCACAGCCAUCCACCCACACACCCACAGCCCCUACCAUCCCCUUCAAAAUAUCUCCCCAAGAAUUCUACAAAACGCUGGCCGAGUUGAUGAUACGCCGUAAUACGCCGAUUCCCCCAAAUAUACUGACAUGGCCACCACAUCCUAAUGGCGGGAAAGGUGAGGUGGUUCUGGGUGGUAAGACGGUGGAUUUGUACAAGAUCUUCGGCGUGGUCGUCCAGCUGGGCGGAUCGGGCAAGUUGCAGAGAGAGCAGCAGUGGGAUAAGGUGUUGCAUAUACUGCAGGUUCCUGCGCAGUUUAACGGCGUUAAUAUGGUAGCGCAGCUGGUCAACUACUACGGGCAUCUUUUACAGCCAUUUGAAGAACUUUAUAUUAGAAUGGUGUUGGCUAGACGGCAACAGCAAGUGCAGCAGCAGUCACAGUCACAGCAGCACUCUCAACACGCUCAACAACAGCACGCUCAAGCUCAGUUGCUCCAGCAGCAAUUACAGCAGCAGCAAGUGCAGCAAAUUGAACAGCAAAGACAACAGCAACAACAGCAGCAACAGCGGGAACAGCAGGCAGCUGCACUUAAGCAGCAGCAGGUGCAAAUGAUACAACAACAACAACAACAACAACAACAACAACAGCAAUACCAGCAGCACGCUCAACACGCUCAACACGCUCAACAUCAAAUUUCUCCUUUAACCACCACCACUCAAUCUCCGUACGCUCCACCAAGGCAAAUUCCCAGUAGAAUGUCAAACACGCAGCAGCAAUUGCAGCAAUCGCCGUUAAUUGGUGGGAGUGGAGGGAUUAACAGCAACAACAACAGCCCACACUUCAAACCACCAGCGCAGGUGCAUCCUUCUACACCGGUUAUACCAAUUUCAUCAGCAGUACCAACAGUACCAACGCCAGUACCAACACCAAGUCGACCACAGUCAGGAAAUCAACAGCUUGGACAACGACCACACUCUUCACAUUCCUCACAACCCCCUCACAAACGCCAGAAAGGUGAUACAUAUAUACCCUACAAGCGCACAGUUAAUACUUACGGCGGACUGAAUAUGGAGGAGCUGGAGGAUGAGCGAGCGGUGAAUAAAGCUGCUAUUACUCCACGAUCAGUUAAUGAAUUCAGGGAUGUGGAGAUAACAAAGCUGAUACUGUCACUGCGAAGUCGAAUAUCUUUUGAAUUGAGCCAUGCGUUAGUGUGUCUCACUCUGUUAUCUACAUCUAGCCUCGUUCCGGAGAUUGCACUCGAUAGGUCGGACGAAUUGCUCGAUGAGCUGCUUGAGUUGCUCAACGACGAGGCAGGCACGAAUGAUCAAGUUGUUGAGACUUCAAAUUUGCAUGACAUGCAAAAUCGACAGAUGGAAUUGCAUAGAGUGGUUUGCGAGAUGGGGGUGUAUUUGCAAGGUGGUGAGAGUGUCAAAGGUGGUAGUGGUAGCUACCCCCACAGCGACAACCCCACCUUUCCCUGCACUUCACCCCUAAAUAAAAUACUCUACGUUACUAACAUACUGCGCAAUUUAUCCACUACACCCUGUAACCAUGCGAUACUAGCGAAUUCGAGGUGGCUGCUCAAUACGCUGCUCGUAAUGUGUGGAUGGCGCGAGCACCCACUAGAAGUAUUUCAGAUUCGCAAUGACACACUGCAGAUAUUAGCGCAUGUAUCGAGAUCUAUGGAGCUGACGGAGGACACUCCAGCGGAGCUGCUCGUUUCGCUAUACGGGUUCUUUCUAAGCUACAUGACGAACAUGGACGAGAGCGAGGCGUAUCCAGCUGGUUUUCCCAUAAGUCGCGCGAGUUUACAUGCCUGGUUGCCACCGUACGAGGCGGGAGUGGCGUACUGGAAGGAUGUAGCGAUGGAAGCGGCGACGGUUGUAGCGACACCCGAGUGCAACCGUGCCGUGUUAGCUGUAACUCUGAGUGAGGAGAUGAAAGACGAGUUUAUCAACGUCCUACUAGGGAUGGUACCGCAAUUUGAUCGCGAUUUUCACCUCCUCAAUACAGAGUCGACUCUCGCGCAUAUGGAGCGCGUCAGUAUGGCUCUGUACAACUUUGUACGUAUCGCUCAACCGCCCACGCUGGCUAGGUGGCGCAAACGGGCGCAACUCACCCAGAAACUCUUCCGCGUCGUCACCAGACUCGCUUUUAUGAAUAGGUCGGAGUGGGAACGUAACCCAUUCCACGUCGUCAUUCGUCGCACUAUCGAGACGCUGCGUAUUGUUAAUGACGGUGGCGAGGAGACACGCGAGGAGGAUGACGUCGUCUUUGGUUUCGGUAGCUCAGGUGAACCGGUCGUCGAAGUCGGUGUUGAUCGCAAAGCAGAUAAGAAACAUUCACGUAGAGGCCUCCUAGCUGAUAGAAUGAUCGAGGUACAGUCUCUACUUCUCAUACCGUUUAUCGAUCGAGUCUCGUUUAAUGAUCUUGAAAGGCUGAUAGAAUUGGGUUAG